AAUUUAUAGAACUUCUAUUUAUAGAAAAGGAUUAAUAAAUGAAGUAAUUUUCUUUAACUCAUAAAAGAAUAUAAUUCUUUUGAAAAAGAACCUAAAAGUGAUCCUUCAUUUGAACAUCUAGAAAAUUGUUAUAACUAAUAUUACAUUUUUAUUGUAAUUGUGACUCAAUAAAGCUGAUUCAUAUAUAAUUGGUAAAAAUGUUAUCGAUACAGACAUUUAUCUGUGAACAGUAUAUACAAAGAGGUUCUUUUUUAGCAUGUAUUUUAUUGAAAAGAUUAAUAAAUCCGACAGCAAGUAUCAUACAUAUACAAAGAGGAAAAAAGAGUAAAAAUAAUGCCGAGGAUAUAAAUAUAAAUACAUUAUUUCGUCCAGUACCCGUAAAGUCAAAUUCAGAUGAUAUUAAUAUAGGAAGCGAAUUGACUGGUAAUUUAAAUAAAACAGAUUUGUUAAUAGUUUUAAACAAAUUUAUAGAGGCAAGGGAAAUUAAAAGUUUGGCGAUGGAAUGUGGAUUAGAUGAUUAUUUGCAAAAACAAGCAUUUGUAAAAUUUAGGGAAUAUUGUAUUCAGUCGCAAUCAUUACCAGUUGAUCUUCAUAUUACUUUAAGUGACAUUCUUCAACAUGCUGGAAAUGUAACAGAUAUUUAUCCAUAUUUUUUACGUUUUGCUAAAAAAAUGUUUCCACACAUGGAAUGCUUAGAUGAUCUUAAAAAAAUUAGCGAUCUCAGAUCACCUGCUAAUUGGUAUCCAUAUGCAAGAGCAAAAACGCGAAAAAUUAUAUUUCAUGCUGGUCCAACAAAUAGUGGUAAAACUUAUCAUGCUUUAGAAAGAUUCAUCAGAGCAAAAAGUGGAGUAUAUUGUGGACCAUUAAAAUUAUUAGUUUCAGAAGUAUAUAAUAAAUGUAAUGAUAUGGGAACUCCUUGUGAUUUAGUAACUGGAGAAGAGAGAAGAUUUGCUCAUAAUUCAGACAAUCCAGCGGAUCAUAUAUCUUGUUCGGUGGAAAUGAUUAAUUUAAAUAUUCCUUAUGAGGUUGCAGUAAUUGAUGAAAUUCAAUUAAUUAAAGAUCCUGGGAGAGGGUGGGCAUGGACAAGAGCUCUUCUUGGAAUUUCUGCCGAUGAAAUACAUCUUUGUGGUGAAACAGCUGCAAUAGAUUUAGUAAAUGCUAUAUGUCUCACAACGGGUGAAACUCCAGAAAUUCGAAAAUAUAAACGAUUAACUAAAUUAGAAGUAGAAGAUAAAGCGCUACAAACAUUUAAAAAUAUUCAAUCUAGUGACUGUAUAGUUUGCUUCAAUAAAAAUGAUAUAUUCGCUGUAUCUCGUGAACUAGAAGCAGAAGGAAUAGAAACGGCAAUAAUAUAUGGUAGUUUACCACCAGGAACAAAACUUGCACAAGCUGCUAAGUUUAAUGAUCCAAAUAAUUCUUGUAAAGUAUUAAUAGCAACAAAUGCAAUCGGAAUGGGAUUAAAUUUACAUAUUAGAAGAAUUAUAUUUUACUCUUUAAUACAACCAACAGUAAAUGAAAAGGGAGAAAAAGAAAUGGAUACAAUUUCUGUAUCUACAGCUUUGCAAAUAGCAGGCAGGGCAGGACGUUAUGGCACACAAUGGGAAACAGGCUAUGUCACAACUUAUAAAUCACAGGAUCUUCCAACACUGAAAAAUUUACUCAGUCAGCAACCUGAGACAAUCAUUCAAGCUGGUCUUCAUCCAACAUCAGAUCAAAUCGAAUUAUAUGCUUAUCAUUUACCAAACACACCAUUGUCAAAUCUUGUGGAUAUUUUUGUAACUCUAUCUAUAGUUGAUGAUUCUUUAUACUUUAUAUGUAAUACAGAAGAUUUUAAGUUUCUUGCCGAUAUGAUACAACAUGUUCCUUUGCCAUUACGUGCGCGAUACGUAUUCUGUUGUGCACCAAUUAAUAAAAAACUUCCAUUUUCAUGUGCUAUGUUCCUAAAGUUUGCCCGUCAAUAUAGUAAAAAUGAUAAAAUUACCUUUAAUUGGUUAUGCAAACAUAUUGGUUGGCCAUUUUCAACACCUAAAUCUAUACUUGAUCUUGUUCAUCUGGAAGCUGUGUUUGAUGUUAUGGAUUUAUAUCUUUGGUUAAGUUAUCGGUUUAUGGAUUUAUUCCCCGAUGCUACUAUAGUACGAGAUGUCCAGCAAGAAUUAGAUUCACUUAUCCAAAGUGGAGUACUUCAAUUGACACAAUUAUUAAAUAAUUCUGCAACAGAAGGGACAAGCGCAGAAGCAUCUAUUUCAGAAAUGGAUCAAUUUUAUUUACAAACACGGAAAAAUAAUUUUUACAAAGGAAAUAAGGAAACUGAUAAACAUAAACCCUCUCUACCUAUAAGGAAGGGUAAAUUAACAGAAAGAUUAUUGGCAGAAGGUUUGCUAACACCACAAAUGUUACAAGAACUUCAAAAUGAAUGGGCCAAAAAGAAAAAAUAAAGUUAUUUUUUAUACAAAA
Vespa mandarinia (Asian giant hornet) is the source of this 2454-nucleotide messenger RNA. RefSeq names its product Suv3 RNA helicase (gene Suv3). The record is from RefSeq and is a predicted model, not a curated record. Gene Ontology annotation, biological process: mitochondrial RNA 3'-end processing. Lineage: Eukaryota; Metazoa; Arthropoda; Insecta; Hymenoptera; Vespidae. Gene Ontology annotation, molecular function: RNA helicase activity; ATP binding; hydrolase activity, acting on acid anhydrides. Gene Ontology annotation, cellular component: mitochondrial degradosome.